Molecule: messenger RNA, 1307 nt
Organism: Cynara cardunculus var. scolymus (artichoke)
Lineage: Eukaryota; Viridiplantae; Streptophyta; Magnoliopsida; Asterales; Asteraceae
Product: protein SHORT-ROOT-like
Exons: 1
Coding region: 1-1260 (419 amino acids)
Biological process (GO): regulation of DNA-templated transcription
Cellular component (GO): nucleus
Molecular function (GO): sequence-specific DNA binding; DNA-binding transcription factor activity
Source: RefSeq, a predicted model, not a curated record
AUGAAGAGAAAACGCUUCUCACCCUACACCAACCACCGAAAAAUUCAAACCACAAGCAAAGGAAAAAGCAGCUAUACAUCCUUUGAAUAUUCCGAUGAUGGGGAUAAGUGGGCUUACAGACUUCUUCAAGAGUGUGCUCAUGCCAUCUCCCAAAAGGAUUCUGCAAAGAUCCACCACCUUCUAUGGAUGUUAAACGAGCUUGCUUCAUCCUACGGUGAUUUUGAUCAGAAACUAGCUUCGUACUUCAUGAAAGCUCUCUUUUGCAAGGUUAUGGAGUCUGGGCAAGGAUGCUACAAGAAGUUAGUCUCAGUUGCUGACAAGAGCAACUGCUGCUUUGAUUCUGCUAGAAAUCUCGUACUUAAAUUCCAGGAGGUUUCCCCUUGGACUACUUUUGGUCGUGUUGCAUGCAACGGUGCUAUUUUGGAGGCCUUUGAUGGAGAGACAAAACUUCACAUAAUUGAUGUAAGUAACACACUGUGCACCCAAUGGCCUACUUUGCUGGAAGCUUUAGCCACUCGAAGCAACCAAACUCCGAGCCUAAAACUCACUGUGGUGGUCACAAACAUCAUGGCGAGAUCUUUAAUGAAAGAAAUCGCUCAAAGAAUGGAUAAAUUUGCUCAUUUGAUGGGUGUUCCCUUCGAGUUUAAGGUAAUCUGCACCAAAUCAAAUCAAACAUUAGGACAACUUACUAAAGAAGAGUUAGGCGUCGAGGUGAAUGAAACAAUCGCAGUGAAUUGUAUCGGUGGUUUAACAAGAGUUGAGGUUGAAGAAAGGGGUGAUGUGAUUAAGCUAUUCAGCUCUUUAAAGCCUCGAGUGGUGACCAUAGUUGAAGAAGAAGCCGAUUUUACAAGCACCAGAAGUGACUUCAUUAACUGCUUUGCAGAAUGCUUAAGGUUCUACACUUUGUACUUCGAGAUGUUGGAAGAGAGCUUUACUCCCACGAGUAAUGAGCGAUUGAUUUUGGAGAGAGGCUGCUCAAGGAGCAUCGUUAGGGUGUUGUCUUGUGAUGACAAAGAGAUUAUGAACUUAGGAGAAUGCGAGAGGAGGGAGAAAGGAAGCCAAUGGUGCGAGAGGCUCAAGACGCGAUUUUCCCCACUAGGGUUUAGUGAUGAUGUUGUGGACGACUUAAACUCCUUGCUUAGAAGGUAUCGAACCGGAUGGUCUCUUGCCGUCGAUCAAACUAGUUCGAACAUAGAUUCAGGAAUCUACUUGGCUUGGAAAGAAGAACCAGUUGUCUGGGCUUCAGUUUGGAAGCCCUAAUCAAGAAACCAGCUUGCCAAAUCUCUAUAUGCAAGAAGGGUGUUGGA